Molecule: messenger RNA, 1227 nt
Organism: Microsporum canis CBS 113480
Lineage: Eukaryota; Fungi; Ascomycota; Eurotiomycetes; Onygenales; Arthrodermataceae
Exons: 1
Coding region: 1-1227 (408 amino acids)
Cellular component (GO): mitochondrion
Molecular function (GO): crossed form four-way junction DNA binding; DNA endonuclease activity; flap-structured DNA binding
Source: RefSeq, a predicted model, not a curated record
AUGCUAGGCGUCAUCACCAGGCUCCAGGGUCUCAAAGUCCGGCAAUUGCAAAAUAUAGCACUUUCAAUCGGGAUACUGUCAUCAGGGACUAAAAAGGACUUGAUCAACCGUCUCUCUAAGACGUUCCAAAAACAUAAUCUUCAACCGCGCGAAGAUGGCUCGACUUCAAGGGACAACAUGGUCGCGAGCAGGCCUCAAAAAAACAGAAACCCAGAGCCAAUGAGCAUUUUGAGCAUAGAUAUGGGAAUCCGAAACCUGGCUUAUGCACAUCUACUUGUUUCUAGUCGAGGGGUAUUAGAGGCUAGAGUCUCAAAGACGGCUCAAGAUAAGCCAUUGCCAUUUUCUGGGGCGAAGGUAUAUCUGAAUGCUUGGGAUCGACUUGCAAUAUCUUCGUUCCCGGCACCUGAUAUGGAGGAAGAUCCUCCGACAAUACCAAUUUCAAAUCUGGGCGGGCUAGGAACGACGACGCUAAUACCCCGAUCUUGUUUACAAGAGGAAGAAAAGCAAGUGGAAAAAGAAACCAAGGAACAUUUCGCACCAUAUCUAUAUGCCUCUCACGCUUAUACUCUUAUUACGUCUUUAAUGGAAGCAUAUAAACCAACACAUAUCCUGAUUGAGCGGCAGCGGUUCCGGUCUGGGGGAGGAAGUGCAGUUCAAGAAUGGACGAUUCGCGUUGGCGUGUUUGAGGGCAUGCUCUAUGCCGUGUUACAUACCUUACGGCGACAAGGGAAGGGGGAGCAGCUUGGGAAGGUGUUUGUACAAGGUGUGGAUCCACAGAGAGUGGUGAGGUAUUGGACAAAUGAUGAGAAGAAGGAAGAGGCAACGCCAGAUUCGAAGAAAAAGGUCACCUCAAAGGAAGGAAAGAAGGCCAAAAUCGACUUAAUCGGGAGAUGUCUAUCUCGAUGUACUGGUAUUGGUGGCUAUUAUACCCCUACUGGCAGUGCAGCCAAAAAAAGACCGAAGCAAGAGAUAUCCAUGGAGCUUGACUUGGUUGAUGACAGCCAGGCAAGAGAUAUCGUUCAUGCAUAUCUAGAAAAGUGGAAUGGCGGAAACAACGUGUCGAAGAAACGGGCUACUCUAGCUGCCCUGGGAAAGAACAAGGGGAAUAUCGAGAAUAUUGGAAAGCUUGAUGAUUUAGCCGACUCUCUUUUACAGGGCAUUACAUGGUUAGAAUGGCAAAAGACGACGGAAAAGUUACUGUAUAACGAUGCAGCCAUUCCUACCUAG